GGAAGCUCGGAUAAUCCAUCACUCGGGGCCAUACGGCACAGCUAGGCUGCCUCCGGAGCUCGCGGAUCCAGCGCCUCUCCUGGUUGUUCGUGGAGCCUGGGAGCCCCCCGUGGCCAUGUCCUACCCCCAGUUCGGAUACCCCUACUCGUCUGCACCCCAGGUAAGUCCUGCCUGACUCCCAUCGCAUCUACGCCCUUUCCCAUCGCAUCUCUGCCCCCCUCUGUAAAGGCGCGCAGGAGAAUUCCCAUCUCAUGGGAGGCGCUUUUGUAGGGACCUGAUAUGCUUCAGAUCAACUGGGGGCUGGGGGAAGGGAUGGAACCACCACCACCCCCCCACUUCCCCAAGAGCAGUGACUGCCAUUAUUACGCGGAAGUAAGGCCCCACUGAAACCACAGGCACUUACUUCCAGGUAAAAGGGAGACUGUGUCGCCUUGGUAUCCUAAUGCUGCGGUGCUCUAACCACGAAUGGUUUAGAAAGUCCACCUGCCCUGGAUUCAUCGAGGCUUACUUCGGAGGGACCUUGACCUAGAGUGAGAAUGUUAACAGUGAGGGGUGGGGAGCUAAAUUGGAGUCAAGGGCGGGUAUCGUUUAGGAUUGGGUUGGAGAGCCGUGUCCUGAAGAUCUGGAAGAUCUCUAGUCUCACAGGGGUGCUAGCUAGCCUGCAACAAAUUACUCCUGCAGCCCGCUGAAGACGGAAAGAUCUCAGGUGUUCAUUGAUCUCAGAGGGUUUUACUUACUGCCAAGAGGUGAACUGGGGCAAAAGAUAAGAAGGAAGAAGCUCGUUCCCAAGGGUCCGCGGACCUACUCUGAAGUAAGCGGGUGGAUGGUUCAAGCCAGAUUCACGAGCCACUUCGUUUAGCAGGAACUUGGGUGGGGACGUGGGGUGCGAGGUCGCUGCAGUCAGGGGCUCUGUAUCAGCUGUAUCAGCUCAGCUCCUUUCUGGAUCGUACCCUUAAAAGGACCCACCCCCACUGUGGGACAGAAGUGUGUGUUGGAAUCUGCAAUUAAAACAAAUGUUCAAUUAGCUCUCCUGAAGCCGGAUCUUGGAUUAAACUUCAUUAACAUUCUCAGUACUUUUACUUGGAAAUAAAUGUGUUCUAGAACCGAGACGGAUGUAUGUAUUAAUGUUAAUGUGAACGGUCUAGCUUGCCGGAAGAAUGCAUUAAGAACUGAAAAGUAUUUUCUCUCUCUCUUUCUCUUUAGUUGACAAGUAUGAACUGGAGCUAGGUUUCCCCCCCUCCCCAACCGAUCUUUAAAUUUCUCCCCGAUCCACAAACCAGUUAAGCCACUGGGUUUAACAUAAUAUAUAAGUUCCUGAUGACCACCAACUCCUUGACCACUUGCUGUGAGACCACCGGCAGGACCCUCACGGACUCUGGGGCGGCAGCCUCGGCUCAGACCCCCGUCUAUUGCCCCGUGUAUGAGAGCAGACUGCUAGCCACGGCCAGGCACGAGCUCAACUCGGCAGCUGCCCUGGGAGUCUAUGGGAGUCCCUACACGAACACGCAAGGCUAUGGCAACUACGUGACCUACGGGACGGAGGCGUCGGCUUUCUACUCCUUGAACAGCUUUGAUUCGAAGGAUGGGAGCGGAUCUGCGCAUGCGGGAAUCACCCAGGCGGCUGCAUACUAUCCAUACGACCACACGCUCAGUCAGUAUCAAUAUGACAGAUAUGGUACCAUGGAUGGAGGGACGCGGAGGAAAAACGCCACUCGGGAGACCACUAGCACGCUGAAGGCCUGGCUGCAGGAGCACCGCAAGAACCCCUACCCGACCAAAGGCGAGAAGAUCAUGCUGGCCAUCAUCACCAAGAUGACCCUCACGCAGGUCUCCACCUGGUUCGCCAACGCCAGGAGGAGGCUCAAGAAGGAGAACAAGAUGACUUGGCCCCCCAGGAACAAGUGUGCGGACGAAAAGAGACCCUACGAGGACGAGGACGAGGGAGAGGGUCAAGGGGAGAGCUUGAAGAAUGAGAAACUCGAGGAGCCGGCCAGCAAGGAGGACAAAGAGCUGGGCCUCAGCGACCUGGACGACUACGACCCGCUGGAGUCGGAGAGCUCCGAGGGCGAGCUGAAGGCUGCCGCUUUCGGCCACGCGGAGGGGGAAGCGUGCGCCACCGAGGCCUGCAAGGAUCCCUCCUCCUUGGGCGCCGGCGCCGCCCCGCUGGAAAGCCCUCUCGAGCGGGCAAAGAGCUGCCUCAAGGACCCGACGGCGGGCGCGGAGGGUUGCGAGGCGGCGGAGCUGCUGAGCGCGCGGCAGAGGAGCUGCGAGGCCAAGCCGUGUUACCAGCAGCAGCAGCUCCUGGAGGCGUCCAGCAAGCCGAGGAUUUGGUCCCUGGCGCACACGGCCACCUCGCUCAACCAGGCCGAGUACCCGUCGUGUAUGCUGAAGCGCCAGCAGGGGGCGUCCUGUGUUUCUAGCGCCGCACCGGCCCCGCCCCCGACGCCUGGGGGCGUCUUGGAGAGGCACCCGAAGGAUUCCCCCGUCACCAACCUCAGGAACUGGGUUGACGGCGUGUUCCACGACCCGCUCUUCCGGCACAGUACUUUGAACCAGGCCUUGAGCAGUACCGCAGUGUCUUGGGCUACCACCAAAGGCUCCCUCUUGGAGACGGGGGCUCUGGGGCGCUCGCUGGGCGGCGGCGCCACCGCCGUGCUCAAGGGGCAGCUGGCAGGCCUGGCUGCGCCCCAGGACUCCGGCAAAGACUUUCUGGCUUUCCCCAAAGCAGGCAGCAAAAUGUUCUGCUCCUAACGACCGACCCGUCCGCCUCCCUGGGACAGGCCGGGGGAGGGAGGCAAGACGGUGGGAUGGGGGGGGGCAGACAGGCUUGGCCCCGAGGGACUGAGCGGCGGGAGGUGGAGAGACACACGCAGAGAGAGAAAGACUUGGAGAGAGUUUCCGCUCCAAACCAGAGGCGUUUUUUCCGUCGCAAAAACCGAGCAAGGAUUUUAAAAGCUGCCGGUAUAAAUGGAGAGAGAACGAAAAGACUGUCACUUGGCUGCAGCCUUAAGGGAUCAAUGUCUUCACGGUUAUUUAAGUCCAUAGCACGUUCCACUAGUUUAUAGAGGCGUCCUUCUGCGUUUACCUUGCAAAGUUUACCAGGCGCGAGAUUCGAAUUCAGCUUCUUGGGGAGGGAGUUGUUUGUCUGUUCUGUUCCCUCCUCCCUUUUUUUCCUUUUUCUAAAAAACAAAAAAAAUGAUUUGUGGCAUGCCAAUUUUCGUUUCUUCUUCGAACUUCCCUACCACCCCCCACCCUCCCCUUCUCAUCAUUAGCAUCUCACCCACAAAAAACAGCACUUCUUCCACCGAGUUGACACCAUUGCCCGCACACGCACACACACCGAAUUUGAACUUGACAAAUAAGCUAUGUCGAAAAGGUAUGUUCACUCCAAAUAAAUUGUCUGUCU
Molecule: messenger RNA, 3406 nt
Organism: Zootoca vivipara (common lizard)
Lineage: Eukaryota; Metazoa; Chordata; Lepidosauria; Squamata; Lacertidae
Gene: IRX4
Product: iroquois homeobox 4
Biological process (GO): neuron differentiation; cell development; regulation of transcription by RNA polymerase II
Cellular component (GO): nucleus
Molecular function (GO): RNA polymerase II cis-regulatory region sequence-specific DNA binding; DNA-binding transcription factor activity, RNA polymerase II-specific
Source: RefSeq, a predicted model, not a curated record